AUGGUCUUCACUGACAGUGAAGACGACGAUCUGGAUGCCCCGCGCAUCCAACGAGAAGGUGCUCAUAACGCCGAAACCGUCGCAGACAAGGUAAACAGAAAUUUAAAUGAGAUGACUGAUGCCAGUUCAAGCACAGCCAGCGAGGCGGCAAUUUCAGACCGCGCAAUAGGGUACGACGAUCGAAAUACACAAAAGAGACCUCGCUCUGAGCCUGCUCUAGCUAGACAUAUUCUCCACGAUUCCGCCGAUGAAGAACUUGAGCGGCUUGAGCAGGAAUGGAGGGAAGAUGGAGAGGAGAUGGUCAAGAGCACAACACCAAAGAAAAAAAAGAGAAGAAGGAUGACCGCUACAAUUGCCAACGUUGUCGACAAUGAGCUUGCUCCUCGUUCGAAGUCUAAAAAGGCGACAGGUACAACAGGAGUCGGAAGACGUGGGCCUACCAGGAAACGCCGGAAAGUAAGAGAGUACGGCAACUCCGACUCGGACGAGGAUCUCAUGGAAUGGACCAUGCCGGACCACGUCCGAAAUCGAAGAGCAAAAUUUGACGAGCGAGCAAAGCAAUUGAAAGAAGGUGGCUUGGCCCUGCCGCCCACAUAUGACAAUGUGGAAUUCUCGGAUACUGAGAGACUGCAGGAGCUGAGAGAGCGGCCGGACUUUCCCCCAUCAAGCGCGUCUCGAGAAUACAAGGAUAUUGAACUGCGGUAUUCACUUGGUCUCAUCCCUGCUCCAAUCGCACAAUUCUUGCGCGAAUACCAGGUCAAGGGCGUGGCGUUCAUGCAUGAACUUUUUGUCUAUCAGAAGGGCGGAAUUCUUGGUGACGAUAUGGGUUUGGGCAAGACUGUACAAGUGAUUGCAUUCUUGACCGUAGCUUAUGGCAAGACUGGGGAUGAACGUGAUCAGAAGAGAAUGAGAAAGAUGCGACGAGCGAAUCAGUGGUACCCGAGAACUCUCAUUAUCUGCCCAGGUACGCUCAUGGAGAACUGGAAAGAUGAAUUUCGCCGUUGGGGCUGGUGGCAUGUCGAUCUCUACCACGGUGGUGCAUCGCAGAGACACGAUGUGUUCUUGCAAGCACAAGCGGGUAUGUUGGAAGUCAUGAUCACGACCUACCACACCUAUCGAGCCAACAAGGGGGAAAUCAACAUGAUUCAGUGGGACUGCGUCGUUGCUGACGAAUGCCAUAUCAUCAAAGAACGAAAAUCAGAUACCACCAAAGCGAUGACCGAAAUUAACGCACUCUGCCGUAUCGGUCUCACAGGAACCGCAAUCCAGAACAAGUACGAAGAACUAUGGACACUUCUCAACUGGACCAACCCUGGCAAACUUGGACCGAUAUCGACGUGGAAGAAUUCUAUUUGUAUACCGCUCAAGUUGGGCCAAAGCCACGAUGCUUCCCAGUAUCAACUGGCAAGAGCCAGGAAAACGGCAAAGAUGCUCGUUCAGAAUCUUCUGCCACAAUUCUUCCUCCGACGGACAAAAACCCUAAUCAAAGACCAACUGCCGAAGAAAUCAGAUCGCGUGGUAUUCUGCCCUCUCACAGUGACUCAGGCAAAAGCGUAUCAAAAUUUUGUCGACAGUGACAUCGUCCAAUACAUCAAAACAAGCGGUGAUCCCUGUACGUGUGGAAGGAAGAAAAAAGCGGGAUGGUGUUGCAGGAUGACGCUGGACGACGGCAGCACAUGGCAAAGCUGGGUGUUUCCUGCAAUCGCAAACCUUCGAAAUCUAUCGAAUCAUCUGGCGAUUCUUAUCCCACAAGGAUCGGAUCCAAUGGACAAACAAGCGAAGGAUCUCGAGAUGCUCCAGAUCGCAAUGCCCGAUAAGUGGAAGGAGAUCUACCAAACCCGUGACAGCAUUAUGCAUACUGGCAACCCAGAGUAUUGCGGAAAGUGGCGAGUGCUGAAGAGACUCCUCACCUUCUGGCAUGAACAAGGUGGUAACAAGGUGCUCAUCUUCUCGCACAGUGUCCGCUUGCUUAGGAUGUUGCAGAACUUGUUCAUCAGCACAAAAUUCAAUGUCAACUAUCUUGACGGAGGCAUGCAAUAUGAGGAUCGGUACGCGGCUGUCAAAGAAUUCAACAGCGACCCGACACAAUUUGUCUUUCUCAUCAGUACUCGGGCCGGUGGUGUUGGAUUGAAUAUUACGUCGGCCAACAAAGUUGUCAUUGUAGAUCCGAAUUGGAAUCCCAGCUACGACUUGCAAGCGCAAGAUCGAGCUUACAGAAUUGGUCAGACGAGGGACGUAGAAGUAUUUCGCCUGAUCAGUCAAGGUACUCUGGAAGAGAUCGUGUACGCUCGCCAGAUCUACAAGCAGCAGCAAGCCAAUAUUGGAUACAACGCAACAUCUGAGCGACGUUAUUUCCAAGGUGUGCAGGAUAGCAAGGAUCAGAAAGGGGAGAUCUUUGGAUUGAAGAAUCUUUUCGCCUACCAGAACGAGAAUCAGGUCCUGCGCGACAUCGUGAACAAGACCAACAUUGCAGAGUCGAAAGCCGACGUCCGGGUCGCAAAUCUUGAGCUUGAAGAGCACGAACGCGACACUGAUGCCGAAGAAGACGCUAUCAAAGAUGAAGGUGGUGCGCCACGUCGAAUAAAAGCUGAGCCAGAUUCGGAAGACGCAGCAAUGUCCCAACUCGCGGCUGAAAUCAUUGGGGAGGAUGGCCGAUCAUCUCGCUCCCGCUCAAAAACACCUUUCGGUGUAACGAAAUCGGCUGUCAAAAAACAUGAUCCAGUCCAAGCCAUCCUCUCCUCUGUUGGUGUGUCGUAUACGCAUGAGAACAGUGAAGUGGUUGGCUCUUCGAAAGUCGAGGCGCUCCUGUCUAAACGAGCCGAAGAAGCCGCAGCCAACAACAGACACUGGGCCACCCAAGAGCAACAAGCCAAAGUAUUCUUGGAUGACGCAUCACAAUCCCGACACAGCGGUGAGGACGAGGAUAUUUACGACUCCGUCUACGACCAUGCAUAUCACGAAGACCAGCACGACGGAACUCUCACGCCCGACGGUAGCAACGUGCGAUACAGGUACCGCCCACCUCAAGCCGUCCGGAAACGACAAUUCUGCAGCAUGGCCAGAUGGGCCGGCUACGGAGACGACGUGGUGUCCUUUGCGUUGGUAGUGGAGAAUUGGACGCAAGCGCAACGAAGAGAGUGUCUCGAUCGAUUCUAUCGCUAUAGGAGAGAUGUGCUUCGUGGACUUGUCAAGUCCGAGAGCUCUAGUGGGAAUGUGAAGAAAGAAGAAGCCAAAAAGGAAGACCAAGAGGACGUCAAGAUCAAGAGAGAGGAAAUGCAGGUGAGAGAGGGAAGUGUCAAGGCCGAAAACGACACUGAGCAAAACGACGCGUUGAAGCUCGGGGCAGACACAGGACCUAGGAAAGAGCCGGACACAGAGGCUGUGGAGAUUGAGACGGCAAGUGAAGAUGAAGACGAUGAGCUUUGA
Molecule: messenger RNA, 3426 nt
Organism: Cladophialophora psammophila CBS 110553
Lineage: Eukaryota; Fungi; Ascomycota; Eurotiomycetes; Chaetothyriales; Herpotrichiellaceae
Exons: 1
Coding region: 1-3426 (1141 amino acids)
Molecular function (GO): ATP binding; ATP-dependent chromatin remodeler activity
Source: RefSeq, a predicted model, not a curated record